AUGGAUUUAUUGUAUAAAAUCCGAAAACAGUCGGCGCAAGUGAAGCAUCUACUAGCACAGAGACACACACCCACACAAACGGACGGCACAACAUCACUACCCCAGCCAAACGUUUUGAAAAAAGCCAUCACCAUUUCGUCGAUUGCGAUUAAACGCAGGCCAACGCUGCCGCAAACGCCAGCGAGUGCCCCACAGGUGUUAUCGCCCAAGCGACAGUGCGCCACCGCCGUUUCGGUUAUACCCGCCGCCCAAUUGACACCACAGGUCCAGUACGCCACAACGCCAGCCGCCGCAGUCGCUCUCAAGGCCGGCCAUCAAUUGACCUUUAAUCCCGCUGCUGCCGCCGCCGCUGCCCAAUACGCCGCCACUGCCGCCGUUAGCGCACAUCCACACCAUCACCAACAGGUCGCUGCCGCAGCUGCAGCUGCUGCCGCCGCCGCCGCAGCCCAGCAGCAACGUAUCGCUGUAGCCGCACAACAUUUUAAUCCCUCGGCCGCUGCCCUUCUUAACCAGCAUCUACAUUCAGUAGCAGCCGCGUCACACUCAUUGUCGCCGGCCGCCGCGGCUGCCGUAGCUGCCGCUGCUCAUCAGCAGCACGUUGUUCUACAGCAACAACAGCAACAUCAUCACCACCAUCACACGCAACAUUCGUUGAGUCAACAGCACAUCUAUCAACAGCAGCAGUCACUGCGCCAACAACUGCAUCAGCAGCAGCAGCAGCAACAACAACAACAACAACAGCAACAUCACUUGCUUGUUAGUAGUUCGACUGCGGCCAGCACACCCAUCUCCGCCACAUUAAGUAGUAGCAACACACCGCUGACAUCGUCAGUCACCACAGCUAGUACAACAACAGCAACAGGUACACCGACAAGUGCAGCAGCACCUCCGGCAGCGCAGAUAGGCGCCGUUGCAACUGCAGCAAUCAAUUCGCUGAACGAAUCCGCGUCGCAUUCGAAUUCGUCCUCUGCAUCGACCACACCGUCACCAGCGGCAGCGUCGGCAGCGCAGAAUACACACGACAACAACAAUAAUAGCAACGCGCUGAGCAAUAGUCCAAAUAGCAACAGUAGCAACAACAACAGCACAAUCCUUUCUAGCAGCUCGACGAUGGAAAAUCAAAUGGCACUGGCACCAUUGGGAUUAUCACAAAGCAUGGACUCAGUGAAUACGGCAAGCAACGAAGAAGAGGUAAGUCUCCACUCGUCCAUAGAAACCAUAGAUUGA
Molecule: messenger RNA, 1227 nt
Organism: Anastrepha obliqua
Lineage: Eukaryota; Metazoa; Arthropoda; Insecta; Diptera; Tephritidae
Product: protein couch potato-like
Exons: 2
Coding region: 1-1227 (408 amino acids)
Source: RefSeq, a predicted model, not a curated record